Messenger RNA from Trichobilharzia szidati, 3301 nucleotides. The record is from the annotation of a GenBank genome assembly. Lineage: Eukaryota; Metazoa; Platyhelminthes; Trematoda; Strigeidida; Schistosomatidae.
AAGAAAAUGAGUUGCUUUAUUGUAUAUCCCCGCUAAUUGUAGUGUCGUAGUCUGUUGCUAUAGUGGUUUAAUGACAAGUUGUAUUUUUGUAUGUUUUUUAGGUGAAAUUUCGCAUUAAAAAGGUUUUUUCUGGAGUAAAUAUUAUCGGUGGCAUUAUAUUCUUGAAAUGCGUUACAUUUGCUGCACCUUUAUCAGAAAAUGUUACUUGAUACUGAUAUCUGCUCAAUGUAAUGGAUUAAGCGAGGCAUUGAUAAUGCGUAUUCAAAAGGAUAUUGGGAACAAAAAGCAUCAGUCUUUCAACAUUCCAGUAAUGCGAAAAAUCAGUGUAUAUUCCCUUCAGUCCAUAGACGUAAAGCUAUUUAUGAAUGUCAACAUACACAGGUUUCUCCACCAAAUGAGGAAGAUGGUAAUCAACUGAUGAUGAAGAUUGAAUCCAAAUGGUGGUGCCCAUUAACAGACAAUUAUGAUCAUUAUCCUGAAUGGCAAAGUUGCCCAGAGACAGCAUCUACUUAUGGUGGUAAUGAUCCUGGAAAACAGUGUCAUUUCCCAUUUGUCUAUCGUAAACGCUUGUAUUCCACAUGUAUUCGAGCUGGUGGCAGUUUGCAUUAUGAGAAUCCAAAUGAUCCUGUUCCUACAGACAAUGGCGAAAGUGGUUAUUGGUGGUGCUCUACAACACCAGACUUUGAUUUUGACGGUAAAUGGACAAAAUGCCGGCCACAGUUAGCCUAUCAGUUACCAUGUUAUUUUUCAAGUAUGCUGAACACUGUCGGUGGCCUUGUACAGAAUAGUCAACAUGAAUGUCAACCAUUUGCUGGACACUGGAUAUGUCGUACUGAAUUAAAUCAAAUACGUGAAUGUCCUAAAACUGUACAGAAUCUUCACAAUAUAAAAACAGAAGGUGGGAAUGAUCCUGGGUUUCCAUGUCAUUUUCCGUUUCAAGCUACUAUUUCCUUACACAGAGAUGAGGAUCAAAGCGCGAAUAUUCCUGUGAGAAAACAAAAUUAUACUCGUUGUCUGCCUGGAAUCGGUGAGUCAGGAUCUUCACAACAAUUAUCAAUAUAUCCAACAUGGAUUGGUUAUUGGUGUGCAACUACAGACAAUUAUGAUAGAGAUAAGUUAUGGACACGGUGUAAUGUUGACUUGACACAACCAGAGCAUCUUACCUUUAUUUCAUCGAAUAAAUAUAUACAGAAGUUUACACUAUCAGAAAUAUGGUCUAAGCUGAUGUGGUUAAGUGUCCUAAAAGAAAGUGAAAAAGUCAAAAUUGUUUUACCUAACCAGCUUUAUGGAAAUGAUUUCUCUCAGUCUUUAAGUCACUUAGAAUAUUUACAUGCAUCAUGGGAAUUACUUGAAAAACGUAAUGAUCAACACCAGCUAAUAACAAAGGAGUACAAAACAUCUCAAGAAAUCAAUGAACUCAAUUGGUGGACAUGGUUAGCACCAUUCUGGUGGAUAACUUAUAAACUGAAUGAGACUUAUUCACCUGAUUCAGUUUUUCAUGAAACUGUUAUACACAGUAAACAUGUAAGCACAUUAAAUAUUGGCAAUAAUGAUAAUAAUCGUAAAAAUCCAUUAAUUUAUGGUUUAAAACUACCACUGUGGUUAGAUGAUUGGAGUGAAUCAGCCUGGGAUAAUUAUGCAUUACAUAUGAAAAAUCGAUGGAUAAAUUUAAUUAAACAUUUAUAUCAUAAAUGGUUACAAUCAUGGUUAGUUGCAUUUUCAGUCGGUUUUAUAUCAGCUAUUGGGAUAAUUAUUUUUAUAUUACUGAUCAUCAUUUUAUUAGUGAAAAAAUCAAUACGGAUACAAAUGAUUAGUAGUGUUCUACGUUCAAAAUAUCAAUCCUAUGAUAAGAGUGAUUUUGGGGAGAAAUAUAAAAUAAAUGAUACUAUUAAUAAUGAUGAUAAUGACAAAAAUAUUAUCAAUAAUGUUGACAGUCAAACACUGUGUUCAGUUAAUGUUACAAAUAUUGAUGGAUUACAAAAGACACUCCAUUUAAUUCCACACUGUCAUGGCUCAUUUAGUACUUGUAAUACAGAUAAUAUGCCAGGCUGCAUAAAACAACUAACGCUAUCCAAUACAAAUGAUACAUUCAACUCAUCGAACUCUUUUCAUCAAUCGGUGAAAAAUUUUAAAGAAUUUGAGUCGACUGAACAUAAUCCUGAUCGUUUAUUGUUAUUAUCAUCAUCAUCCCCGUCAUCAUCAACAUCGUUAUCAGUAUGUAGGCCUAUUAAGAAUUCAGUACAGUCAAGAUGUUGUGAGUAUUCAUGGAAGAUGCCUAUUUACGAUACUACUAGAACAACAAAUAUUACUGCUACUGCCCUUACUAGUAAUAGUAAUAAUAAUUUCAAAAGAAACAGUAUUCUAGAUACAGCUAAUAACUAUUAUAUCAGUAGUAUUAUUAAAGAACAUAUCAAGUGUAUUUUAGAUGAAAUUAGUCAAUCUUUUAGUAAUGAAGGAAAGUUAAAUGAUGUUUCAAAGUGUAUGCAAAAUGUAUCUAGAAUUAUUGAUUUAUAUUUAAAUCAACAUUCUAAAUACUUUUAUAACGAUGAGAAGGAGCAUAUUGUCAACACUCAAGGUUAUUCAUUGGAUUCACAUCAAGAAUUGGCAAAAUGUUGUUUAUAUACCAUUGAUGAUGUUGAUCAUGAAUAUACAUGUUGCUGUCGUGACUAUUCAGAUCAUAAUGGUCGUCGCCGUCUCGAUCCACCUCCACGCCCACUUUAUUGUCAUCCUCAUGAUUACAGUACUCUUUCUUACUGUGAUAAUUCACCAAGGCAUAGUAUUACAAAUUAUGAUAAUCAGGCAGAGGUUGUUGAACCUAGUGCGCCGCCUCCAAGUUAUGAUCAAGUUGUUCCAAUAUUGUGAGUAAAUGUGAUGUUCCCUCUGGAAUAGGAUCUCACUCUUUGUCUGUUUGUUUUUCCUUUAAAAUCUUAUAUUCAGUCUAUUUUCCAGUGGUUUACAGUAUGCUUCACUUAUUUCGCUUAUUUUUCAUGCAUAAACUACUUACACUACUACUACUACUACUACUGAUAUUGUUUUUCGAGAAUUCAGAUGAUCAACAAAAGUGAGAACAGAUAUUUGUUUACUUAUUCACUCUCCAGGUGACUACUGUAUUUUGUUUUUCACGUCGAAAGAGAACAACUAACUGACCAAUUCUGAAAUGAAUGUUUAUCAUUGCUAACGUUUGUGUUUUUGUUUAUGUGUGUGCGUGUAUAUAUUUAUUCCUAUGUAUAUAAAGAAUAUUUUGAUAAAUGUUAUGUGCCAAAAUUUUACGAUAACGAUGAUAAUAAUAAUAAUAGCACAU